AUGGACUCGUUCGCAGCAUCUUGCGGCCCUUCAAAUCCGCUACAGACACUCUCAAAGCACCAACAGCAUGAUACCUCUCUUCAGCGGGACCGGUUCAACUCGCAGGGUCCAGCAAGUCAACGGCAGUCGUUCAGAUCUACGCCGCAGAUAGAUCCGCAGCUACAGCAUGAAGCUGAAGCAUUUAUGCGGGGAGAGCCAUUACCGGGACCUGAGCUUGGAAUGGGGAUGGGAAUGGGUAUGAGGGGUGUUGGUGCGAGGCCUCAGGGUGGUGGGAUCGGCAUGGAUGGGUGGGCGGAUGACUUUCAGAGACUACAAGUGUCACAGCCAAAAGCACAACCACUUUUUAUGGCCGUGAACGGGAAGGGCAAGGCGGUCAUGGGAGGUGGAAGAGGUGGGUGGGGUGCAGAGUUCCUCGCUCAGCGUCGACAAACAGCGCCGCCGCAACCUGCCUCACAAGCAUACGCCGCACAACGAACAGGCAUGGGCAUGAGCAUGGGUUAUGCCGGUGUGGGAGGACAGCUCUAUCACGAACAAGUACAGCAACAACCCACGAUGAACCAACAAGAACAGGUGAAGCACGACCAAGCCUUAGACCAAGCAUUCGCCGAAGCAGAGAAGCAUGCUUUCGAGAGUAUCAACGUGGAGCAGGACACGAUAGAGAUCCAGAAGUGGGAUCAGCAAGGUCUUGUGGAGAUGUACAGGGACAAGAUGGAUGAAGUACUCCGGGAGAAGGGGGCGGGCGCGGAUCCGCUCGAGGUGUAUCAUCAUACGGAGAGUGAUAUGCUCAAUACAUUUGCGCCAGAACCCGAACUUGAGACUGCUGCUGAGCAACAGACAGACAAGCCGGUCAACCACAACGACGCACUUGCCGCCACCGCUGGCUCUUUACUCGAGAGCCUCAAAGACGAAACAGACGAGAAAUUCCAACAAUCGAGUUUCAUGCAGCUCAUGCGCAAACUCCGAGAUGGCGAGGUUCACGUUGAAGGCGACAAGAUGGUCGAGACCGUCGAACCCGUCACAACCUAUGGACAUACAACCCAGGACACGCACUGGCCACAUACCAAAAGCGGUGCAUUCACCCCCGUUACAGACGCGGAUAUCCACCGUGCCGGAAGACUCGAACGGAGCUGGGGCGAAGACCUCGAUUUCGAGAAAUUCGAGAACGAGAAUUUCUUUGGGAGGGGCCAGUGGGGUGGAACAGCAGCUGACCCCGGAAACGCAAAUAGGUGGGAGAAUCCGAAUUUCAUGGAGGGGUGA
Molecule: messenger RNA, 1257 nt
Organism: Saitoella complicata NRRL Y-17804
Lineage: Eukaryota; Fungi; Ascomycota; Saitoellomycetes; Saitoellales; Saitoellaceae
Exons: 1
Coding region: 1-1257 (418 amino acids)
Biological process (GO): protein import into peroxisome matrix, docking
Cellular component (GO): peroxisomal membrane; cytosol
Source: RefSeq, a predicted model, not a curated record